Messenger RNA from Closterium sp. Yama58-4, 1731 nucleotides. The record is from the annotation of a GenBank genome assembly. NCBI's taxonomy places the organism in Eukaryota, Viridiplantae, Streptophyta, Zygnematophyceae, Desmidiales, Closteriaceae.
AUGCCGGAGAAACUUGCAGCGCCAGGUGGGGGGGAUGCUCACACUCGGAGAGAAGAGAGUGGAGGAGGAGAGAGGGACGGAGACGGGGAGGGGGAGGGGACCUUGGUGCUUCAACGGGUGACGUUGGAAAGCCUUGUGGGUAUGCUGGUGCAGGUGGUGCAGAGCGGAGGGGAGGUUGGGGAGGCUGGAGGGGAGGAAGGAGGGGAGGUUGGGGAGGGGGGUAUAGGGGAGGACAGUGAAGCAGCAGAGGUCAACGGGGGAGAGGGAGCGAGUGAAACCACAACUAUGGCUGCAGCAGCAAUAGCGCCAGGAGCAGUUAGCUCUAGAAACGACGUGGUCUCUCUCUUGGGAACGCCCAGGGAUGCCUUCACACACGUGCCUGCUGCUGCUCGCUGGGCCCGCGUGCUGCAGGCACGGGGCGACAAUGCCGUCCCGGAGAUCAAAUCCGUCAUUGGUAAGCUCAGAUGGGGCAUCUCAACAUGGCGCGCGCUGCGAGUGGCGGUGUCAGAGAAAAACGUGGCAUCAGCGCGGGAGGAUGCGCUGAGUGAGGCGCUUGCUGCUGCCACGAAGGCCGGCGUGUUUGUGGACGCACGGAGCAGGGUGCAGGCGCUGGAUGUGAUGGAGUCGCUGGGUGUGAUGGAGUCGCUGGGUGUGGAGUCGCUGCUGCAGGCAUUCUACGAGCAGAGCGAUGCGGCUACUGAGAGCCUCAGGACCAUGCACAUGCCUCGUACGGCUGCUCAUGCUCAUACUCAUGCUGCUGAUGCUGCUGCUCCUGCUGCUGAUGCUGUUGCUCCUGCUGCUGAUACUCAUGCUGCUGAUGGUGCCGGUACUGUGGGCGUUGUGGCGGUUGCUGGAGAGAGUGCUACAGCCACAGGAACAGCAGCAGCAGGUGGGGCAGCAAAUGGGGCAGGGGUGAUCGGUGAUGCAGCCACAACAAUGGAGCAAGGGGGAGGAGGAAUUUCAAUGCAACAAGGAAGAGGGAUGCAAGGGGAAAGAGUUUCAAGGGAGGGGGAGAGUCGGGCCGCAGAUGCAACAGUGGCAGAAGGAACACCGCCAAGGCGGCUUCCAGCAGCGCCUUCUACGGCCCCGACCGCAACCUGUUCCUGGGCCCCUUCACCUCCCCCCCCCUCGUACCUCACCGGCGAGUACCCCGGUGACUACGGCUGGGACACGGCGGGUCUGUCCGCUGAUCCCGAGACGUUCGCCAAGAACCGCGAGCUCGAGGUCAUCCACGCGCGCUGGGCUCUGCUCGGCGCGCUGGGCUGCCUGACCCCCGAGCUGCUCGCCAACAACGGCGUCAACUUCGGCGAGGCGGUGUGGUUCAAGGCGGGCGCGCAGAUCUUCUCCGAGGGUGGCCUGGACUACCUGGGCAACCCGAGCCUGAUCCACGCGCAGUCCAUCCUGGCCAUCUGGGCCACCCAGGUCAUCCUCAUGGGCGCCGUCGAGAGCUACCGCGUGGGAGGCUUGGAGGGCUUCCAGGAUGUGGAGGACCCGCUGUACCCCGGCGGUGCGUUCGACCCGCUGGGUCUGGCCGACGACCCCGACGCGCUUGCCGAGCUCAAGGUGAAGGAGCUCAAGAACGGCCGCCUCGCCAUGGUGUCGAUGUUCGGGUUCUUCGUCCAGGCCAUUGUCACCGGCAAGGGUCCCCUGGAGAACCUGUCGGAUCACCUCGCUGACCCCACCGUCAACAACGCCUGGGCCUAUGCCACCAACUUCACCCCCGGUGCUUAG